CUCCUGAGUGCUGGGAUUACAGGUGUGCACCACUACACCUAGCAGAAAUUCCUCCUUGAGGGAAAUCUAAAGGUGACUUUCAUCUCAUGGAGAGCUCAGAAGGUUGCCUGCGGGGCCGCUGGGCCUCUACCCUGCUGGUGCUGAGUUCCCUGGUAUCCCUUGCUGGUUCUGUCUACUUAGCGUGGAUCCUGUUCUUCGUGCUCUAUGAUUUCUGCAUUGUUUGCAUCACCACUUAUGCUGUCAACGUGGGCCUAAUGUGGCUUAGCUUCCGAGAGAUCCGGGAACCCGAGGGCAAGACCAAGCGGCACUGACGCCUCACCCCAAACAAGGAUGACUUCAUCUGCUUUGCUCUGGUCUAAACCUUGCCCAACCAGGCCAUGUCUGGGUCCCUUGAAGGCCCUGCAUUCUCGCCACCUCAUCCACAAUCACACACAGGAAAGUGGACCAAAUGUGCCUCAAACUCUUUCUCAAAGGGCUGGUUUCUGCACUGCCUGGGGAGGGAAGUUUCUGAGCAAUAAAAUUUCCUA
Messenger RNA from Octodon degus (degu), 527 nucleotides. RefSeq names its product vitamin K epoxide reductase complex subunit 1 (gene Vkorc1). The transcript is spliced from 2 exons. Lineage: Eukaryota; Metazoa; Chordata; Mammalia; Rodentia; Octodontidae. Gene Ontology annotation, molecular function: vitamin-K-epoxide reductase (warfarin-sensitive) activity. Gene Ontology annotation, biological process: vitamin K metabolic process; peptidyl-glutamic acid carboxylation. The coding region runs from base 87 to 311 and encodes 74 amino acids. The record is from RefSeq and is a predicted model, not a curated record.